Messenger RNA from Sporisorium graminicola, 864 nucleotides. RefSeq lists its product as uncharacterized. Gene Ontology annotation, cellular component: membrane. The record is from RefSeq and is a predicted model, not a curated record. Gene Ontology annotation, biological process: lipid homeostasis. The transcript has a single exon. The coding region runs from base 1 to 864 and encodes 287 amino acids. NCBI's taxonomy places the organism in Eukaryota, Fungi, Basidiomycota, Ustilaginomycetes, Ustilaginales, Ustilaginaceae.
AUGGUGACGCACAUCCUCGGCCUGCGACUGCAUGGCACGACGCUCAUCCUCCCGGCUGGGCGGCGCCGUGCUGCACUAUCCUCGCUCACACGCGUGCAGUCCGCCUCGGCCGGUGUGCUGGGCGCGUUCGGCGUAGUGCAUCUCUCAGCACCGUUGGUGGGGCUGCUGUACGGGGUAACGGGGGAUAUGAAUGAUCGCGUGGAUGCAGCUUCGCGGUGGAUGCUUUUGGGUCGCGUGGCGUACCAGAGCGCAGUGGGCGAGGCGGUCGUAUGGGCCGCCCUGGGGGUGCAUUUGGCUGCGGGCCUGGCCAAGAGGUUGAUCACUCGGUUCACUGUUGCGAGCCCUGCUGCGGGGGAGACGGAGGUAGCGAGCAGCAAGGCAAAGCUGACAUGGGCGCAGAGCUCCGGCUGGCUGCUGGCACCGUUCGCCCUACACCACGCAAUCGUCAAUCGCGUCCUACCGGCUUCGGGCACCGCGCCCAUCUCGAGCCUUUCGCCCUCGGAACUCGACUACUCGUUCGUAGCGCACUCGCUGUCCCACCCGAACCUACCUGUGCGCGCGGCUAUGGGAGCGGCUUAUACCCUGCUCAGCGCCGCAUUCGCCGUCCACGUGGCCUACGCCGUCCCUGCACUGCUCCGCUCACUCCCACUGCGGAAGUCUUCGUCGACACAAGGCACGCGCAUGCGGAAGCGGCGGUCCAAGGCCCAAGUGGCUGCGUCGUUGGCUGUCGUCCUGCUGGCUAGUGUCGCGUCGAUGGUUCCGCUGGCAAAUGACGGGUUGCUGAUCUCUGGCACACUCAGGAAGCGGUACGACGCCGUGCUGGGCUUAGCGUGGCCCACACGCUUCUUCCUGCACUCGCGCUGA